GCUGGGCUUCGGCCUGGUGUACCUGCCGGCGAUCGUGUCGGUGACGUGCUACUUCGAGCGGCUGCGCUCGUUGGCGACCGGCAUCGCCGUGUGCGGCUCGGGCCUGGGCACCUUCCUGCUGGCGCCCGUCACCCGCUGGCUGGUGGACGGCCUGGGCUGGCGGCACGCGCUGCUCUGCGUCGCCGCCAUGGUGCUGUCGUGCGCGGCCUUCGGCGCGCUUUUCCGCCCCCUGCCCGGCACCGCGGGCCACGCGAGCGCCGCCCACCACGGCCACGCGCCCGGCGAGCGCGGGAAGGUGGUGCGGGAAGG
This is a messenger RNA of Gryllus bimaculatus (two-spotted cricket), 309 nucleotides long. The record is from the annotation of a GenBank genome assembly. NCBI's taxonomy places the organism in Eukaryota, Metazoa, Arthropoda, Insecta, Orthoptera, Gryllidae.